Molecule: messenger RNA, 582 nt
Organism: Cinclus cinclus
Lineage: Eukaryota; Metazoa; Chordata; Aves; Passeriformes; Cinclidae
Product: parathyroid hormone 4-like
Exons: 2
Coding region: 169-582 (137 amino acids)
Biological process (GO): osteoblast development; bone mineralization; regulation of chondrocyte differentiation
Cellular component (GO): extracellular region
Molecular function (GO): hormone activity; peptide hormone receptor binding
Source: RefSeq, a predicted model, not a curated record
AUGAUGUGGGAGGUCCUGGGAUGUUUUUACCACAGCACAGUGCUCCUCUCUCACCCCUGCUUAAAGGCUGAAAUUAAUUUUGUCAGGUGAAAGCAAGAACAGAGGAAAAGAUUUCUGACCCUGCUGUCAGCUUCUGGUCCUGUGGAGCUCAUUCAAAGAAGAGAGAAAAUGUUCCUGCCCCAGAGAUCUCUGCAGACAGUUACAUUUUUGGCAAUUCUUUUUUUUGCCUGUUUUGCAAUGUGCCAAGACCUUGGAAACAGGAGGGCAGUGACCGAGCACCAGCUCAUGCACGACAAAGGGAGGACGGUGCAAGGGCUGAAGCGCCUGAUGUGGCUGCAGCACGCCCUGGGUGCCGUGCACACCGCCAGCAGCAGGGAGAUGCCACUCCCAAAUGCCAGCUGGGAUGUGCAGGACAGCCAAGAUCCCUCAGAUUCCAACAGCAGCGACGGAGACGAGGCUUCCAGCCUGAUGAAGCAGCUGCUGGAACCGAUGGAAGGUCAGGGCUUCCUCCUGCUAAAGCAGCUGGAUGGGAAGAUCCCAAAGGGUAACUGGAACCCACAGCACCUUUUCGACCUCCUUUGA